AUGGUCUCUAAAUUGACGCCUCUGCAAAAAGAGCUUUUGGUCGCUCUGCUGAGUUCCGGAGUUAACAAAGACAUUUUGAUCCAAGCGCUGGACGACCUCAGCCAGAGUAGGACUGGGGUUAAACUGGUGGAUUUCCAGAUGUCCCGGCCAAGUUCUAAGAUGAACGGAAAUUAUUCAGAUUCAAAGCAAAUCUUCAGUAGACUGGCCAACGGACACGGUAAGGGCUCCAGGUUAUCGGGUGACGAGGGUUCCGACGAUGGGGACAAUUUGGAUACACCGCCAAUACUUAAGGAACUUCUGUCCCUCGAUACAGAGGAGGCGGCAGAGCAGAGGGCUGAAGUAGAUGGAAUCUUAGCUGAAGACCCAUGGUGUGCCGCCCGCAUGAUCAGAGGGUACAUGAAGCAGCACAACAUUCCCCAGCGGGAGGUGGUGGACGUCACAGGGCUCAACCAAUCCCAUCUGUCCCAGCACCUCAAUAAAGGCACGCCCAUGAAGACCUAUAAACGUGCAGCACUCUACACCUGGUACGUCCGGAAACAGCGAGAAAUUCUCAGACAGUUCACCCAGGCAGGUCAAGCCUCUAACAGCAUGUACUUGACAGGCACAAGCAGUGAGGAUCAGGUGCUGUUUAUUUUCCCAGACUUCCAUCAGCCCGGACCGAAAACGGGACAGGCUGAGGAUGGGGAGGAUGUCGACCCAGCCUGCAAGAAAACGAGGCGCAACCGUUUCAAAUGGGGCCCUGCAUCCCAACAGAUCCUCUACCAGGCCUAUGAGCGACAGAGGAACCCCAGCAAGGAGGAGAGGGAGGCGCUGGUGGAGGAAUGUAAUCGAGCCGAGUGUGUGCAGAGAGGAGUGCCCCCGACCAAAGCCUAUGGCCUGGGUUCCAACCUGGUCACGGAGGUGCGCGUCUACAACUGGUUCGCCAAUCGCCGCAAGGAGGAAGCCUUCCGACAGAAACUGGCCCUGGAUGCCUACGGCGGGUCCUCUCUCGGCGCUGACGCCCUGCUGCCCCACAGCUCUCCCUCCCGGCCCCAGGACUGUGCCUCGCCCCCCACAAAAAUGCCAGGGGUCUGCUACAGCCAGCAGGGAGCUAGCAAGGACACUUCCAGCACAGCCAUUGGUCACCAUGGCAACGACAACAUGGAAGACAGCCGGCCUGUGUUGCAGGAGCUGUCUCCCGGCGACCUGGACCCCGCCCACUGCCUGCUCUCACCUGACACCAAGAUGGUGAGCACACCUAUGUCAGGAGGAGGGCUACCUCCCGUCAGUACGCUGACGCACAUACAUCGCUCUGACAGCCCCCAUCAAACCCAGGACCGGAUCAGAACCCUGCCCGGAGGAGCCGUGACCGCAGCGCGGCAUCUGGGCGUGUCGCGGGCGCAGACGGAGGUUGCGGGGAGUUUGGCGGGGCUGCUGUUCCCGCCGCAGCUGCACGGCUGCCAGGAGCACGACCUGCUGCACCAGGGGUCUGACCACCGGACCCAGCAGCCUUUCUUGGGCCCCGUGUAUAAGCCGGAUCUCCCCCAGUGCUCCCAGCUCCCGCACUACCCCGCCCACCAGGGGGCAGAACGAUGCCAGCAGCAUCACCACCCUCAGCCCCAGGUCCUCCCCCAAGCAGUGCCCUUUGCUAGCCUGGUGAUUGCGCACCUGGCAACGGGAGAGCAUUCUUCCACCCUCUCACAAGCGUAA
This is a messenger RNA of Conger conger (European conger), 1689 nucleotides long. It is a transcript of the gene hnf1ba, whose product is annotated as HNF1 homeobox Ba. Gene Ontology annotation, molecular function: DNA-binding transcription factor activity, RNA polymerase II-specific; RNA polymerase II cis-regulatory region sequence-specific DNA binding. The record is from RefSeq and is a predicted model, not a curated record. Gene Ontology annotation, cellular component: nucleus. NCBI's taxonomy places the organism in Eukaryota, Metazoa, Chordata, Actinopteri, Anguilliformes, Congridae. Bases 1 to 1689 code for a protein of 562 amino acids. The transcript has 9 exons. Gene Ontology annotation, biological process: liver development; insulin secretion; positive regulation of DNA-templated transcription.